Molecule: messenger RNA, 2551 nt
Organism: Hemiscyllium ocellatum (epaulette shark)
Lineage: Eukaryota; Metazoa; Chordata; Chondrichthyes; Orectolobiformes; Hemiscylliidae
Product: histone H3
Exons: 1
Coding region: 1014-1424 (136 amino acids)
Cellular component (GO): nucleosome
Molecular function (GO): DNA binding; protein heterodimerization activity; structural constituent of chromatin
Source: RefSeq, a predicted model, not a curated record
GGUGGCUCAGUGGUUAGCACUGCUGCCUCACAGCGCCAAGGACGUCUGUGUGGAGUUUGCAGAUUCUCCCCGUGCUUGCGUGGGUUUCCUCUGGGUGCUCCGGUUUCCUCCCACGGUCCAAAGUUGUGCACGUUAGAUGAAUUGGAUUUGCUAAAUUGCCCAUAGUGUUAGGUGGAUUAGUCAGGGGUAAAUGUAGGGGAAUAGGUCUAUGUGGAUUUAUUGGGCCGAAGGGCCUGUCUCCAUACUGUGGGUAAUCUAAUCAUAAAGUGAGAUUCUGUCCUUUUUGUCGGUGUACACUGCAUUAGCAGUUAAGAUCUUUAAAUUGGCGGGGUUCUUUCGAUUGAUUCACGCCGGGUAAACGUUCGUUUGUUGAGUUUGUCUGGGCUGUUUUAAAGCCCGCCUUUCCUCCUGCCUGUUACGGACAGAUCAGGCAAUGAUUAGAUUACCUACAGUGUGGAAACAGGUCCUUCGGCCCAACAAGUCCACACCGACCCGCCGAAGCGCAACCCACCCAGACCCAUUCCCCUACAUUUACCCCUUUACAUUUACCAAUUUAGCAUGGCCAAUUCACCUAGCCUGCACACCUAGUCGGGAAUUGAACCCGGGUCUCAGGCGCUGUGAGACAGCAGUGCUAACCACUGUACCACCGUGCCGCCCAAAUCACGCUUCCUGUCCGCGAUGACUGCUAACUAGGUUUUAAAGAGUUGCUAUAAAAUAGUAAAUUUUAUCUUAUUUACAGAAGGAUGGCAUUUUACGUUUUAAUGGUUACUUUAAUCUCAAGAUUUGUGAGGGUGAAUUCAGGGGACAUUUGGAAAUUGACCAACUGUCAUUUCCAGUGAACCAAUCAGACUCCAACAAUUCAUUUCCUGCCUUUUCUGUCCCUUCCAGUGCUGUCUCUCUGUGGGCUGAGGGACAGGGCUGUAUCCAAUCCCAGCUCUAGGGCGGGCUCUCCGUUCCCUUAAAUAGGCAGCACCGCAGUAGCCGCAUGAAUCUAUUACGGAAAGUCAAAGAGAAUGGCUCGAACCAAGCAGACAGCGCGCAAAUCCACCGGAGGGAAAGCUCCUCGCAAGCAGCUGGCGACCAAAGCGGCCCGCAAGAGCGCUCCGGCCACGGGUGGAGUGAAGAAACCUCAUCGCUACAGGCCCGGCACGGUGGCUCUGCGGGAGAUCCGCCGCUACCAGAAAUCCACCGAGCUGCUGAUCCGCAAACUGCCCUUCCAGCGCCUGGUGCGAGAGAUCGCUCAGGACUUCAAGACCGACCUGCGCUUCCAGAGCUCGGCGGUGAUGGCCCUGCAGGAGGCCAGCGAGGCUUACCUGGUGGGACUGUUUGAGGACACCAACCUGUGCGCCAUCCACGCCAAGCGGGUCACCAUCAUGCCCAAAGACAUCCAGCUGGCCCGCCGGAUCCGCGGGGAGCGCGCCUAAACGGAGCCUGGCCGACACUGCACAUUCACCCCGAGAGAGAGAGAAACACAACGGCUCUUUUCAGAGCCACUAAACCAUCCAGAGAGAGCGGGAAGCGAUCGCAGUCGUUGGAACUUUGAACAAUAUUGAAGGGGGCGGGCGUGACGUCAGUAAUACAUUUCACGGGAGUUAGUUGACACAUCGCACAAGCGGCAGUGAUUAGAAUAUACGCUGCUGUGGAUGUUCUGUAAUUUCCACAUGGCUUCAUUAAAGCAGCGCAGUAUUAAUUCCGGAUUAAAUCCCCUCUGUCCUCACUGUCUCCCUUGGUAUUCCCAUCGGCUGUUAACUAUAUGAUCAUUGCUGAGAUAGCUGGCGGGAAAACAUGGCGCCAAAUCGUCAACCGUUUUUUUUCAAAUUUAAAAAUCCGGCCGAAAUGUAGCUCAGCGACGGGAGCUUUUCGGAAAAUAAUGCAUUCAUACUUAGUCAUUAAUUCGCAAAUUUUCUUUCGGGUAAUGAGUCUAGACGCUAUUUGAAGUAUUCGAGAUUGUCUUCGGAGGGAGUAAAUACCCUUAUUCAGCCCUGUGAGGAUUUCAUGAACGUUCUUCGGCGUGAACGCAUUAAUGACGAACGCCGCCUUUAGGUAUUAUUUUAAUACCGUGCUCCCUUAUUGCAAAAGCUCCACAUUAACAAUUCUAGUCCGGCGGCUGUUCUGGUUUGAUCUCGGUUCGUUUUGAAACCUUUCUAACCGACAGCAGAAAGCCUCAUUUACAGUAUUCUGCAACAGAACCCGCUCUGAGUUUUGGAAAUUUAAAAUAAAAAUAAAUGUGUAAUGCGUCUACCCGUGGGUCUGUAAGAAAGGGAGCACUUCUUUUGUUUCCCAGUGGUGACACUCAGGGCUCACACUCUAACCGAGGCUAUCGCUCCCGGAAUUACCAAAUAUUAGAGAGCGAGUUGACCAAAUAGCAGCAAACAGAAAGAAAAAAAGAUUCACUGGUGUUCAAUAUGCUCCCUAGAGGCAGGGAGAAUAGAGGGCACAUUCUGUACUCUUGAUGCCAGCGCCAAAUCAACAACACCUUUCCUUCCGAUUUGAAAAGCCCGCCAUUUCACAAAUAACAGAGUAUGUUAUACAUAGAAAAAUUGUGUAUAAA